This is a messenger RNA of Capsicum annuum, 861 nucleotides long. Its product is annotated as kinesin-like protein KIN-14A. The transcript is spliced from 3 exons. Lineage: Eukaryota; Viridiplantae; Streptophyta; Magnoliopsida; Solanales; Solanaceae. Gene Ontology annotation, molecular function: protein binding. The record is from RefSeq and is a predicted model, not a curated record. The coding region runs from base 156 to 629 and encodes 157 amino acids.
AUGUUUCGUCGGGCCAUUAGGUAUAUCAAGACAACCGUCUGAGAGAGUUUGUUUCUUGUUUGAGAAGUGGCUUUGUACUUUGCAAUUUAAUUAAUAAAGUUCAACCAGGAUCAGUUCCGAAGGUUAUAGAAAUCCACACUCUUUCACAGUCAACCAUGUGGGAUUCUCAGCCACUGCCAGCAUAUCAAUAUUUUGAGAACAUCCAGAACUUUUUAGUAGCCGCAAAAGAUUUAAAGCUACCAGCUUUUGAGGGAUCUAUUUUUGAAAGGGAAAAUAUUGAGGCAGGUUCGUCGACUAAGGUUGUGGAUUGCAUUUUGGAACUUAAAGCAUACCACGAGUGGAAACAAAUGACUGGAGGCGUCGGAUGUUAUAAGCUUCUAAGGUCUCCUCUCUUGACCCCUUCAAGAGGAAGGAUUCAAAAACAAACACAUGUGACAAUCAAUUCUGAUAGUCAUAGGCGAUUGGAAAUGUCGGCUAGCUUUCCAAAACAAUCACCGACAGAUGAAGAAAUUAAGAAACUUGAAGGUCUUUAUAACGAUGGACAAACUUAUCUUUUAUUCUUACAUAUUUCGCAGUUAGUUUUUCACUUUCUGUCGACUUUGAAAUUCAUGUUUAUUCUGGUUUCUUAAACGGGAUUUUUAGGCAUGAUUGUCAAGGCUAUAGCUGAAAAUAUGGUGGACAUGAAGGAAAACAUGGGCUCUUUUCAGAAUGGGAAUACGGUAUGCAUUCUCCUGACUGUUUGCAGCUUUACUUAAAGUCAACAAUCACUGGUAUAUUCAAGAUUUUUUUCUCCGAAACAGAACCAAGUUGAAUUGUUCAGUAGGAUCUUCUCUAGCUGCUUAGAGGAACAACUUCAAAACA